Molecule: messenger RNA, 3582 nt
Organism: Carassius auratus (goldfish)
Lineage: Eukaryota; Metazoa; Chordata; Actinopteri; Cypriniformes; Cyprinidae
Product: coiled-coil domain-containing protein 85B-like
Exons: 2
Coding region: 977-1579 (200 amino acids)
Biological process (GO): negative regulation of DNA-templated transcription
Cellular component (GO): nucleus
Source: RefSeq, a predicted model, not a curated record
GAGAAAAAGCUUUUGUCACCCUUCCCGUUAGUUUUGUGUGUGUCCCAUGUAGUCUCAUCUCAGCAGUGGGAAGACCUCAUCUAGAGAUACAUUUCAACGUUUAAUAUGCUUUGCUUUUGUAUCUUCAGUGUGUUGUAUGGGUAUGGUUAAGCUUUAGAUAUUAGAAACAGAUGUGAGAGGGGAACUCAGUCACUAUCCAGGAUACAGUACAGAUUUUUACGGUAAGGGAAGAGGGGAGGGGUGAAGAAGCGAGGGGAGGAGAGCAGGAGAUGGGGGAAGACAUCACUGCCUCCCCAACCACCGCAAUCGCCAAAGGAAACACUGUAAUCUCAAGGAACAUCUCAAAGAUUUCCUCAGGAAUCACCACGAAGUAACCUCGCGGGCAGCCACCAUUCAUUUCAGCGUCGUUGAUUCGGAUUAAAACCGACCAAUCGCAUGAAGCACUAGUAUAACCGGCCUGUCCUACAUUCCGACUCUUAUUUGUUUGUUUAAUUAUUUAUGAUAUUUACAACGCGUUUCGUGGCGAACGCUCGCGAUCGGAUGUUUUGCCUAUUUAGACAUUAAAAUGGCACCGUGAUUAUUUACCGGACUUGCACUGGAAUGGGUAAAAGCUUCAGGGCGGAGAGAGGCGGACUUUGUGAUCCCUGAAAAAUACAGAAGAGAUGCUCCACGGGGAUUAUUUUUAACGUCCGUGUUGACCUCUCAUCCAAGCAGCCCGAAGAGCAGAAACAAACACGAUGUGCUUCAGUGAUUCCCAGAAGCCAAAUACUGAGAAAUGAAUGCUGCCAGUUACGAUUUAAAGCACGGAGGAGAGAGGUUAUAAAUAGCGGAGCAAAGAGGAAAUGGAGCGUUUUCUUCGUGCCUGGAUGAGGAAUGCUGCAAUCCAUUUACAGUGAUAGACGUCUCACAUGCUUCAUAAGAGUUAGUUUAUGGUUUACCCGCUGUGAUACCAAGUGACAGUGAAUUUGUGUAGAGUAUGGGGAGCAACAGUGAAAUACUGAACCGGGAGCUGUCAAAGAUGUCUGAAGAAGACUUGCUGGCUUGUUCUAAGGAAGAGCUGGUGAGUCGACUCCGCAGAGAAGAAUCAGAAAAGAUGUCUGCUCUCAUACAGCGCGGUCGAUUAAUCAAGGAGGUCAAUAAACAACUGCAGGGACAUCUGCUUGAAAUCAGGGAACUCAAAGUCAUCAACCAGACGCUGCAAGAGGAGAACCAGGAACUUCGGGAUUUGUGCUGCUUUCUGGACGACGACCGUCUGAAAGUGAAGAAGCUCGCUCGUGAGUGGCAACUAUUCGGCCAUCACGCUGCUAAAGUGAUGCGCGAGGACCUCGGCGGAUACCUCAAGAAGCUCGCCGACCUCGAGCGGAUGCAAGACGGUCUGGUGAAGGAGAACCUGGAUCUGAAGGAACUUUGUUUGGUGCUGGAGGAAGAGUGUGUGAGCAGAAGUGAUUCCAGCCCGGGUGGCUCCACGGAUCUCAACAUACCGUGUAUGGUGGCCCGGGACGUGGGCGACGGGAGCUCCAGCACCGGGAGUGUUGGCAGUCCAGACCAAAUGCACUUGGUGUGUUCACCAGAUGACUGAAGGAGAGGAGCAGAGCCAUAUUACUUUAACCUUCUCUCUUGAUGCUGAGACAGACUUUUUAUGUCUUCUUAAGACAAAGUAGUUUACAUUUCCCGACAAAAACAUCUCAGCUAUUUCGGUGGAAAUAGACUCUAGCUAGUUUACUCAUGGCCUUUUGAUGCCAUAAAUACAGUUUCUCUAUAUUUCAUUGAUUAACAUUUUAUAGUUGGCAGACCUUUAACACUUGAGUAAAAUUAUUGGGUGCCAGGCAAAACAGAAUUAUUUUUAAUCUUUUGAAGUGACAGCCUUUCCUUUUAAAACAGUCCUCCUGCUGGGAAAUCCAGCUUAAAGGUUACAGUUCAAAUUGAAAUGAAAUGUUUGUCAUAAUUUACACCCCUUGAUGUCGUUCCAAACCUGUAUGCUUUCUGCCGUGGAGCACAAAAUGAGAUAUUUUGAAGAAUUAUUAUUUAGAAUAAGUGUUUUUAUAUCCAUACAUUAAAAGUCAGUGCUUUCCAAAACAAAGUUGGACUCCAUUGACUUUUAACCUCUGAAUCAGUUUUUUGCAAACGGGUUCGCUGACCCUGGUUUUUGGUUAUUGGAUGAAAAGCUUGUAACAAAAAAAUAAAAUAAAUAACACCUACUGACAAAGAUUAAAUAUUUUAUUUGCUUACCUGCAUGUCAUGCUGACCAUUAACUGGUAUUAGAGAACCUUAAACUUCAUGAGAAUUAACUGUUAAAUUAUUCAAAAAUUAACUAAGGGGGUAUUUCAAGUAAGUUUUUUAGGUUAAAGUUGUUCAGCUCACAAAAAUAAAUAAAUUGGGGAAUCCCAGGUAUGAGAAAGUCACACAGGUUUGCAACAAAUGUGAAUGAAUCGUUUUGAUUUACUUCCUUUUUAAGCUGGUAGAUUUGUUUUUGGAACAUGGUGGCUGGACUCUACCUGGUCUAAGUUAGUCGAAAACUAUUUUGACCAAGAUGAUAGGACCAACUGGUCUAAGAUAGCCUUCCAGCUUGAACUCUCUAGAAACCAUCCACCAUGUUGCAAAAGCUGCAGAUUUUCCAGCAGACCUAUUUAUGGUAUUAGUAUCAUUAUUUGAAUGUAUGAUUUUCCAAUUGUUGCAGGAAUGCUUCCUGUCAUCUCUUGUAGGGGUUGUAGAUAGGGGCAAAAAUUUAGUUUUGGGGUUGACAUUUUCAACAACAUUGAGAGAAACUAACCAUACUGCUAACUUGUACCAGGUUUACUGUGCACUGAUCUGUUCACGAGCUGAUGUUUUUCCUGCGAUGCACUAUGACAAGACUGCAAUGAAUCACAUGCACAUUUUUACUGAUUAGAGCCAUAUACUAUGUAGUGGUCUGUUUAAGAUCAUUACAAAAAGCACUGAACAUUUUUCAGCAAUGGAGAGGAAAUAAAGUAUCAAUAGACUGUGCAAAGUGAAGCCUCCAUUGUAAGCAGAUCCGAUUUUUUGUGAUGUAAUAUGGCUGUAUCAUGGAGGCCCAAGAAUGAUUAACUGAACAUGCACGUCACUAGACCACUUUUCUACGAGAUAGUUGUUUCCUGUUUAUUUUUAACUGGACAGUAUAAUUCACUAGAUGUAGUGACUUGUGCUUCACUAGACAAUGUUGCUGUGCUCUGCACUGAAUCCAAAAUGAACUUUAUUUUGCAUUAACCCAACUUUAACUACACAACUGUACUGUACAAAGCUUUCCAUGUUCAGUUGUUGCUUUGACAAGAAUUAAUUAAUACACACUGAUUUGACACUGUUUGAAGGAAAAAACAUUGACAUGUAGUUUAAAAAAUGAUUGUGCUAGAUAUUUGUCAUUAUUUUGUUGUAUUUGCUGCAUACUACAAGACCCUCCUACAUAGGAUUGUUUUCUUGUACAUGUUUUUAAUCAAGAAAUAUGAUCAGUAUUAAUUCAAUGACUGAAGUUUUAUUGCUACAAAACCCAGCUCUCUGAUUGGUUAGUAUUCGCUUUGAUUACUCAUUGUGAGUGAGAUGGCUUUAAAUACACUUGACUGACACACCAUG